This is a messenger RNA of Ceratosolen solmsi marchali, 1735 nucleotides long. RefSeq names its product tRNA methyltransferase 1. Bases 123 to 1682 code for a protein of 519 amino acids. Gene Ontology annotation, cellular component: nucleus. Gene Ontology annotation, biological process: tRNA N2-guanine methylation. The transcript has a single exon. The record is from RefSeq and is a predicted model, not a curated record. Gene Ontology annotation, molecular function: tRNA (guanine) methyltransferase activity; RNA binding. NCBI's taxonomy places the organism in Eukaryota, Metazoa, Arthropoda, Insecta, Hymenoptera, Agaonidae.
UAUAUCCGUAAUAAUAGAGGAAAUUGUUAUUAUUUCUUAAAACGGCAUGGUUUGUACUGAUUGACAAUAUAGGUUAUAAGAUUUCAUGAAUUUUUUAAAGUAAAUCUGAAAUAUCAAGAAAUAUGGAGAAUCCUGUAAUAAUAGAGGAACAACAGCCUGAGAAUAUUAUCGAGGAGGGAAAAGCGAAAAUCAUUUUGGAUAAGAAUAAUAUAUUUUAUAAUCCUGUUCAGGAAUUUAAUAGAGAUCUUAGCAUUGCUAUAAUAUCUCAAUAUAAUAAGGAACUUGAACAAGGUAAAAAAUAUGAUUCAGAUCUUACGAUUUUAGAGGCUCUCUCUGCAACAGGCUUACGGAGUAUUAGAUAUGCCAAAGAAAUACCAGGCAUUAGUAAGAUUAUAGCGAAUGAUAUUUCUAUGAAAGCAGUGGACACGAUUAAAAAAAAUGUGAUUUACAAUGACGUUGAAAAUAUUGUGAUACCAAAUCAAGAUGAUGCAACUAUGGUAAUGUAUAAAAGACGAAAGGAAAAAUUUGAUGUUAUUGAUUUAGAUCCAUAUGGAAGUCCAACAAUUUUCUUAGACGCAGCAGUACAAAGUCUUAAGGACAAUGGUCUUCUAAUGGUCACUGCUACUGACAUGGCAGUCCUAGCUGGAAGUUCCCCAGAAACAUGUUAUGUAAAAUAUGGUGCUGUUUCAAUGAAAUUCAAAGCGUGUCAUGAAAUGGCUUUACGAAUUUUAUUACAAAAUAUAGCCAGUCAUGCUGCUCGCUAUGGCAGAGUUAUCACUCCACUGCUUUCUAUUAGUGCCGAUUUUUACAUCAGAGUAUUUGUUAAAAUUCGGACUAGUCUAGCAGCUUGUAAACAAAAUACAAGUAAUUUAGGGUUUGUGUACCAAUGUACAGGAUGUGAAUGUUUCAGUAUUCAACCAUUAGGAUGUAUGAAUUCAAAAAAUAUGCACAAAUUCCCACGUGUACCUGUUGUUGAUAAGGUGUGUGUUUUUUGUAAACAUAAUCAUCGUAUGGGUGGGCCGAUAUGGAUAGGUAGUUUACACGAUAAGGUGUUUAUUAAUAAUAUUAUAUCUAAUAUUGAAAACGAAGAAUAUAAAAAUUUACAAAAAUUGAAUACUAUUAAGAGAAUACAAGGUAUUCUACAUGUUGUAAAAGAAGAACUUGAAGUGCCAUUAUAUUAUCAAGUUAACCGAUUGAUGUCUAUAAUAAAAUGUCAUGUACCACCUAUGGUACUGUUUCGAUCCGCAUUGCUUAAUGCUGGAUAUAAAGUAUCAUAUUCACAUGCAUGUAAAACAUCUGUUAAAACUGAUGCGCCAAAUCAAGUAAUUUGGGAUAUAGUAAGAGCUUGGGAAAAAUUAAAUCCAGUGAAGCGAGAAAAGUUUGAUGUAUGUAGUGCAGGACUGGCAAUACUCAAUUCUGAAAUAAUAACUAAUAUUUCUUUUAAAAAACAUCCCGAUGCAAUACCAUUUUCAAUUCAAAAACAUCUAAUGCGAUUUCAAAUGAAUCCAAGUUCUCAUUGGGGCCCAGGAACAAAAUCUACUGCAAUGAUUAAAAAUGAACACAUUCUGAAAAAGAAAAUGAAUCAAAAUAAGAAAAAAAGAAAGAACGAUAUAAUUAAUGAAAAGUUGAAUGCAGAAAAGAAACGUAACAUCUUAGAAGAGGGCGUUUCUGUAGAAAACUAAAGGAAAAUUUUAAUUCUUUGAACAAAAAUAAACUCUUAAAUAGAAUUUUAAUA